AUGCCAAGAUGUGGUGCAGGACGGCCAUGCAAGAGGGUGUUGGAAUCUCUGGCGACAGAGUCGUCAGAGAGGUCUACUGGGAUUGAGUCUGUCAGUCAGGGACAGACUCCUCAUGGUACUGUGGGCGCGUCGGGCUCUCGGAUCCCGACGGUUCUUUCUCCAGAGUUACCCACACCUACAGUAUCCACUGUAGCACUAGUAGUACCAUCUGCGAUAUACUCGGCCCCUCCACUAGCAGUACCUGCUACUACGUACCCGGCUCCAUCGCCACCGCCACCUGUGCCUGCUACGGCGUACCCGGCACCACCGCCACCUGUGCUUGCUGCGGCGUAUCUGGCACUUGCAGCACCAGUUACACCUGUGCCUACUGCAUACUCGACACGCGCACUAGCAGUACCAGUUGCUCCUUAUCUGGUACCAUCACCUACCGUACCUCCAGCCGCUCCUGCAUAUAUUGACCCUGCAGUGCCACCAGCGAUACCUGCCCCGGCUUAUGCAGCAGCAUCAGGGGGACUGGAUGGGCAUAUUCAAGUAAAGAUUGCAGGUUUUGGUAACUCAUCUUAUACAGAGGCAUUAGAUAGAGCUCUUAUGAUUGAGGCGGCUCAGCAGAAAGUGAAUGCAGACAAGAAAAGGAAGCAGACAGAUCGGACUUCAGGACAGACCCAGCAGCCACAGGCUACCGGACAACAACAGAAUGGUCACAGUCAGUCAGGUUAG
This is a messenger RNA of Zingiber officinale, 717 nucleotides long. RefSeq names its product proline-rich protein 36-like. The record is from RefSeq and is a predicted model, not a curated record. Bases 1 to 717 code for a protein of 238 amino acids. The transcript has 2 exons. Lineage: Eukaryota; Viridiplantae; Streptophyta; Magnoliopsida; Zingiberales; Zingiberaceae.